GCGGGUGGCAGCGGACGCGUGCGGAGCCGCACCGCCUGGUGCCGCCAGCGUGCGGGCUGUGCCGAGCGUCGGAAGCGGUGAAUGAGCAGCGCGGCGCUCGCCGAAAAGCUCCGCUAGCGUCACUGCAGCUCCUGAAAUAGGAGAUGGAACAUCUGUCCGCCGCCAGGUCGUAAUAAAGUCUUCCUUCGAGUAUCACUGAUCUUUAAUAAGUGCACGGAUGUAGCCAGGCUGCCUGGACGGACAGAUGAAGGUCCCUCCGGCAGUGUCGGUGUCACGGCACUGAACUGCCUGCCGCUCCAGCCGCGUGCCGCAGCCCGCGCCGCUCAGCCCGCAGGCUGGGACCUCCGCGCCGGGCUCUGCUGCAGCCCGUAGGAAAAACCGCGUUGCGAGGAGUCAGCGCGCUGCCGGCAGAAGCGGUGUGACGGCGGGACGAGCCGGGUCCCGUAACGGAGCCGUGUAGAUACGUGGACAAAGAUGUAGAUGACAGAGAAGUGUUUUCUCAUUCUGGCUUGGAAUCAAACCUCUCAAGAGCAGACCAGGACAUUUCUCUGAGGAAAUGGAUUCACCUUCCCAAAAAUAUCCAGUCAAAAAGCGAGUGAAAAUUCAUCCCAACACGGUAACAGUGAAAUAUACAUCUCAUUAUCCCCAGCCAGGAGAAGAGGGAGAUGAGGAUGGCAAUGAAGACACAGGGGUAUUUAUGGAGGACAGUCCAAAGACAAGACUACUGAAUGCUGGGAAAAACAGAGAAAGGACCUUUUUUGGUACGACAGACACACAGCUUCAGCCAGCACAGCUGCCCAAACCCAGUGAGACCGGGCAUUUCCAGAACUUUCCUGAAGGAAAUAUCCUGCAGUCAAGGAAAAUGUGGAUAGUCCUUUUUGGAUCUGCCGUGGCUCACGGAUGCGUGGCUCUAAUUACACGAUUAAUUUCUGAUCGUUCCAAAGUGCCAUCACUAGAGUUAAUUUUCAUCCGUUCAGUCUUACAAGUGCUGUCCAUUACUGCUGUGUGUUACUACCACGAGCCACCCUUUGGCCCCAAAGGGUACAGACUGCGGCUCUUCUUCUAUGGGGUCUGCAACGUUAUCUCCAUUACGUGUGCUUACACUUCUUUCUCUAUAGUUCCCCCCAGUAAUGGGACCAUUAUGUGGAGGGCUACCACUACAGUGUUCAGUGCCAUUUUGGCUUUUUUGCUAGUCGAUGAAGGAAUGGCUUACGUAGACAUAGUUACAGUAGUUGGCAGCGUGUUUGGUGUUUGUCUGGUCAUGAUCCCCAACAUCGUUAAGGAAGAAAACUCUCUGCUGAGCACCUGGAAGGAAGCUUUUGGCUACACCAUGACUGUCAUGGCAGGCUUGACCACCGCUCUCUCCAUGAUAGUCUACAGGUCAAUCAAAGAUAACAUCAGCAUGUGGACAGCACUGUUCACCUUCAGUUGGACAGGAACGGUAUGGGGAGCAUCCACCAUGUUCUUACUUCAGGAGCCAAUCGUCCCGCUGGAUGGAGAAACCUGGAGCUAUCUGCUCGCCAUCUGCCUGUGUUCCACAGCAGCCUUCCUGGGGGUCUACUACGCCUUGAGCAAGUUCCACCCUGCUCUGGUCAGCACUGUACAGCACCUAGAGAUAGUCAUUGCCAUGGUCCUGCAGCUCAUCGUGCUGCGCAUCUUGCCAGGUACUUACGAUCUUGUCGGGGGAGCAGUUAUUUUAGUUAGUGUUUUUUUCCUUGCAUGUUAUAAACUGUCCUGGAAGAAUUUAGGAAGGCAAGAUUAUCAGGAGAUUGUGGAUUCUUCCAUUAAAUGAACUGUGGUUUUGUUGUCCGGUUCUGGACAUGCGUUACUGUUGUAUGUGCUACGUGUGCGACCACAUGAAAGUAAUAUAUUCCAACUUUGUUGUGUCCUACUGUGCUGGUCAGGCCUCUUUCUACUGUGUAACUUCACAGCUGAUGUAGCAACGUUGGUAUUUCCACACUUCUAUGACAGGUGAAUUUGUUCUAGCGCAUACAGUCACUGUUUGUCAUGUGAUGAAAGGGUAUUUGUCUCCAGCACGGGGGGUAGUGGAGCACAGGACAAGUUGUAGGCCUCUUCUGCCUCACUUACCCUGCUAAAGUAAUAUAGAGACAGAGGGAUCCACUAGCAUCUGUCAUUACUGUGCGCUGUGGUAGUAGGAAGGUGAGCAGUAAAAACAUUAAAAUGGUCAACCAGGGUGUCUGUAUCCUCUGUAACACUUCUUACACUUUGGCUGUAAUAUUCCAAAUGAAGUAAUGCUAAUAGUUCUGUGAUUAUCACUUGUGUUUCUGGUGUCUAUAUAAACAAGAGAAUGUAUCAGUAAAGCUUUUUGUGCUGUGUGGUCAGGCUUCUAUCUGAACUGACACAGGAAGCCCAGACCUCUAGAAGUGUCUUUCCCCCAUGCCCUUGAGUGGAUCUGCAGUUCUGCUACAGCUCUGAAAGAGAGCUCCAGGAAAAUUCCUGAUAAUAAAAGAUCUACCUAUGGAGCAGGGCAGUAUUCCUUCUCUAGAACCACCUUCUCCAAAAGAGGUUUCAACUGUUAAGCAAGAGAGGGAAAAAUAAAAGCUGCAUUUGAGACUGAGGUGUGAGCAAUGAUGUUUACAAGAAACAGCCUGGAAGGCAUCUAGUGACUGCAAAACCAUUCCCAGAACAGUCAGCCCUAAACACAUUCUCCAACCCAAAGAAGUACUGCAAGCUUAGUGUCCUUUCAGUAAUUUUCUGAGUCAGCGUGCUUGGGUCCUAACAAUCGAAAAACAGUUAAAAAUUAGAUGGACAAAAAGCACUGGAGUGUCAUGGUUGCAGAUGGCAUUCCUGGCCCUGCUAACAGCUAGGAAAGAGAAAGACCUGCGUCCACAGUUGCGCGUUCUGCAAUUAAAUGCAGCCUAGUAAUUGCAUUAAUCCCUACCACACAUCUUUCCUACUCUGCCAUGACCAUCAGUAAGGAAUGUGAGGUCAGGCAUCAGAGGCAUUUGCUCUCAUCUUUCUCGUCCUUCUGGGAACUCCUUGGAACUGCUGGGAGCCAGCUGAAAAGGCACAGCAGGAGUCUGAGCACACAGUGGGUUUGUUUUGCAGCCUGUGCCACCAGGCAAGGAGGGAACCAUUGCUGCUUACCAGUAAUGGCUCAGUAUAUAUGAUCUGGUGAACCACAGCAAUAAUUGGGAUAGAUUGAAUCUGGGUCCCUGAACAGAAUAAAUAAUAAUAAAUAAAUAAAUAAUACACAAUGAAUAAAUCUUCCUUGUUGGUAAACAGUCUGACAAUAAAGAACACUACAAGUCCAUUGAUUCUGACUUCCUCAAACAGAACAACAAAGAAGACACAUCACAGUAUUUUUUUCAGAUGGAAAACCUGAGCCACUGCAAACUGGCCCUAGGGGCCUCAGGCUCCUGAGACCACCAGGGUAGCAGGGAGGAAUGGGUGCAAAGCCCACCUAGUAGCAGGAGGUGUCAGUAAACACAGACACUGAUGCUGUUCCAGAUAUUGAGGAUAUCUGGGAAGCAAUUGAAAGGCAGGUGGCAGGCAUGCUGUACUGUGAAUUCAGCACACCCUGACCAUCAUAGUGCCAUGAGUAAUAACCUCCCCCCACACCCUCAAGUUGUCUCCCUAGCAAGGGGUGCAGUGCUGAGACUUGGAUUGGCAUCUGCGUGAUGAACCCAGUUGCUGUCUAGAGCUGAGACAAGGACUUGAGAAGUGGUUUGGCUGAGGGCAUGCUGCGCCUGACA
This is a messenger RNA of Lagopus muta (rock ptarmigan), 3716 nucleotides long. It is a transcript of the gene SLC35G2, whose product is annotated as solute carrier family 35 member G2. The transcript is spliced from 3 exons. The record is from RefSeq and is a predicted model, not a curated record. Lineage: Eukaryota; Metazoa; Chordata; Aves; Galliformes; Phasianidae. Gene Ontology annotation, cellular component: plasma membrane. Bases 557 to 1792 code for a protein of 411 amino acids.